Olea europaea var. sylvestris is the source of this 1430-nucleotide messenger RNA. Its product is annotated as caffeoylshikimate esterase. The record is from RefSeq and is a predicted model, not a curated record. The transcript is spliced from 8 exons. The coding region runs from base 213 to 1235 and encodes 340 amino acids. NCBI's taxonomy places the organism in Eukaryota, Viridiplantae, Streptophyta, Magnoliopsida, Lamiales, Oleaceae. Gene Ontology annotation, molecular function: lipase activity. Gene Ontology annotation, cellular component: membrane.
GCAAUCAUACAAACCCAACUUUCAUUUUCUAAUCUAUAUCUCUCUCUUACAUUCAUCCAAACAUAUUUUCUCAUCUUUGAACGGCGGGGAAUGCUUUCUUUGUUUAUUUUUCUCUCCUUAUUUUCCUGCUUCUGCAGAUCCAGUAUAUAUAUAGUUUAAAGGUUUGAGAUUAUUAAUGUUGAAUCUUAUUUCUUAGCUCCGUCAAAUUAAAAAUGGACGUUGAAUAUCAUGAGGAAUACAUAUAUAAUUCCAGAGGUGUGCAGCUUUUUACUUGCAGAUGGUUACCUUUUUCUUCUCCAAAGGCCCUUGUUUUUCUCUGUCAUGGUUAUGGCAUGGAAUGCAGUAAUUUCAUGAAAGGCUGCGGGACGAGGCUGGCUAUUCAUGGAUAUGCCGUGUUUGGUAUGGAUUAUGAAGGCCAUGGACGGUCCAUGGGUGCUCGUUGUUACAUCAAAAGAUUUGAAAACAUUGUCAAUGAUUGCAGUGACCAUUUCAAGUCCAUUUGUGGGCAGGAAGAAUACAGGGGAAAAAGAAGAUUUUUAUAUGGGGAGUCAAUGGGCGGGGCAGUCUCUCUGUUAAUACACAAAGGAGACCCUGCUUUCUGGCAUGGUGCUGUUCUAGUUGCUCCGAUGUGUAAGAUCUCUGAGAAUGUUAAGCCACACCCUCUGGUUAUUAGUCUUCUAACUCGGGUGGAAGACAUAAUACCUAAAUGGAAGAUAGUUCCUACGAAGGAUGUUAUUGAUUCAGCCUUCAAGGAUCCAAUUAAACGAGAAGAGAUACGUUGCAACAAGUUGAUAUACCAAGAGAAGCCGAGGUUGAAAACAGCUCUCGAAAUGCUCAGAACUAGCAUGAACCUUGAAGACAGUUUGCAAGAGGUGACGCUUCCAUUCUUUGUGUUGCAUGGUGAAGCUGAUACAGUGACGGACCCGGAGGUGAGCAGGGCAUUGUACGAGAGGGCAAGCAGCACAGACAAGACCAUAAAACUAUAUCCCGGGAUGUGGCAUGGUUUGACAUCCGGCGAGCCAGAUAACAACAUCGAGAUUGUCUUCUCCGAUAUUGUAUCAUGGCUUAACAAGCGUUCUUGUGAAGACGUGAAACCAAUUCACCAAUCUAUCCCGGUUACUGAGAAAUUAAAUGUCAUGGAGCUAAACAGGCAAAAGCAGAAUAAAACAAGGUCGCACAUGAAAUACAUCUGUGGCUGGAAGGGCCGUGGUACGUGCCAUCACUCUGCAAUGUAGCGUCCAUUUUUGUGUAUAAGCGCGCAUAUCCUGGAGAAAUAUCGAAAAAUCCCUAAUCAUAGUGAUCACUUUUUUGUUUUCCUGACGAUACUUGGUAACUUAUUUCAUUUGAGGUUGGGAAUGUCUGAUCCUAAAAAAAAGGAUGGUAUAGAAAUAAAUUACAAAAGUUGGGUACGAAAGGUGCAAAUUUUCCAA